AUGAAGUGCACGGUCGUUGGCAGACGGCACCCAAUAUCCAGAACAGUAACAUUUCCUGGCACUGAGCAUCCACCACUUACAGAUGCUGAUUUUCGGCAAGGUAUUUAUGUCCAACACAAAGUAGGGCAUUCACCAUUGUUAGAUCUAAAGCAUUUCAACAUAGUUCGACAAGUUUUUGUUGGCGACAAAUUACAUGCAUUAGAUCGAGGUGUAACGCGUCGAAACUUGUUAGGACCAGUUUACGGCAAGUGGGGUGCUAUUAAAUGGCCAGUGGAGACUUGUUCACACAUUUCUGCACAAAUUAAAAAUAUUACACUUCCUCGGGAAAUACAUCGCAAAUUCAGGGGCUUGGAUGAACUGUUGCAUUGGAAAGGCACAGAAUUUAGCAGUUUUUUGCUGUAUGCAAGUUUUUUGGUAAUGAAGAAGAAUUUGCCUAUUCGAACAUAUGAACACUUCAUGUUAUAUUUUGUCGCAGUUACCAUGCUUUCGUCGAACGUGUAUAAAGAUACUUGGGAUCAAGCCUCUGAAAUGCUGAAAAAGUAUGUAGAAAUGUACGAUACUAUAUACGGCGAAGGUUAUAUAAGCAGUAAUGUGCACAAUUUGUUGCAUUUAACCGACGAAGUGAAGGAAUUUGGGCCCCUCAACGUAAUGUCUGCUUAUCCCUUUGAAAAUGCUCUAAAUCAUAUAAAAAGAAUGCUUAGACAUGGCCAUAAAUGUUUGGAACAAACUAUAAAUCGUUUAUCAGAAUUCGAAAGCUUUGCUGUUCCAAUAACAAAACCCAACAAUGAAAUUUUUUUAAAAGGAGCGGAAGAAAAUAUAACGUUACACAUACGCGGAUUUUCUCUGAACCGUACCUUGCGCGACGGAUGGUUUCUUUCCGCAGAAAAAGAAAUUAUUCAUUUUGUGUUUGCAGAAAUGGUAGAUUCUAAUUUAAGAAUAGUAGGCAGAAAACUGUUAAACCCAAGUGCACAGUUUAACUCGCCAUGUUCUUCUUAUACCCUGUACAUUUUCAAAGGCAAAGAAACUGAUUUAUCUCAGACCUUUUAUGAGUUUAAGCCAAGCGAUGUUAAGGCAAAGAUGGCAGCAAUAAGAACAGAAGAUCAGGAGGAAACAGUUUUUGUUCCUUUGCUGCAUACAUUAAUUUAG
Messenger RNA from Anopheles moucheti, 1146 nucleotides. RefSeq lists its product as uncharacterized. The transcript has a single exon. The coding region runs from base 1 to 1146 and encodes 381 amino acids. NCBI's taxonomy places the organism in Eukaryota, Metazoa, Arthropoda, Insecta, Diptera, Culicidae. The record is from RefSeq and is a predicted model, not a curated record.